Lingula anatina is the source of this 594-nucleotide messenger RNA. RefSeq names its product CUB and sushi domain-containing protein 1-like. NCBI's taxonomy places the organism in Eukaryota, Metazoa, Brachiopoda, Lingulata, Lingulida, Lingulidae. The record is from RefSeq and is a predicted model, not a curated record.
UGAAUCUUUUUAUUACAUAUUUCUAAGAGGUUUUCUGUUUCAGUGCCAGCGUACGUGUUGUAUGUAUAUGAAAAUGUGGGCACAAUCGGAGGAUCAUGGAAGAGCCAUAGGCCAUUAUCUCACUGUUUACAGGCCUGUAACGAUGACCCAGCAUGUGACGCAGUGGACUGGGAUGGAAACUGUUGGUUCCAUUAUAACUCUACGUCGUGCAGUGGACUUAAAUAUGGGAAUAAUGUGCAUCAAUAUCAAAUGAAAGAAUGCCCUGGCAAUCCUUCCUACAAUUGCCCCUGUUCCACGGGAGGAACGUGUGUGAGAACAUACACCUCACCGACACAGAUUUCUUCAGAGGAGUGUGUGUGUAACCUGGGACGUACUGGUGACCAGUGUUCUGAUUACUUGAAAUGCACUACCCCGACUUUCCGCAACGCGACACACUCUGGAAGUAACAGAUUUGGAAGCACUGUUACCUAUACCUGUAACAGUGGGUAUCAACUCAGCGAUGGUUCUGGUACCAGUUUCACCCUGACUUGCAGUCUUAAAGGAGAGUUUGAAGGGGAGAUGAAAACAUGUAUCAGAACCUGUGAAUUCCUAUAA